GGAGGAGGAGGAGGAGGAGGCGGCUGAGGUUGCUGUCGCCGUGGCAGCGGAAGGCCGCUCUGGAGGCGGGAGGGGUAGUUUGGAGCGACCCGUCAGCAGCGGGGCAGGAGGCUGAAAAGAAUCCGUAAUGGCCAAAGACAUCCUAGGCGAAGCAGGCCUUCACUUCGAUGAGCUGAACAAACUGAGGGUUUUGGACCCGGAGGUGUCUCAGCAAACAGUUGAGCUGAAAGAGGAGUGCAAAGUAUUUGUAGACAAAAUUGCAGAAUUUAAAAAAAUAGUGGGGAACCUCAUUGAGCUUGUCGAUCAACUUGGAAAAACAACUGAAAAUGAGAAGAUUAAGGCGAUAGGUGCCCGCAACUUGCUGAAGUCAAUAGCAAAGCAAAGGGAAGCUCAACAGCAGCAGCUUCAGGCGCUGAUAGCCGAGAAAACGACCCAGCUUGAAAGGUAUCGAGUUGAAUAUCAAACGCUAUGUAAAAUAGAAGCGGACCAGAAUGAAUUCAUCGACCAAUUCAUUUUCCAGAAAUAGAGAGAGAAUUUAAGACCAGGGAAAUUUUGAACCAUUCCAGCUGCCUCAUGUUUUGUUUGGGUUUGUUUGUUUGUUUUAAAAAAAAGGGGCGGGGCAAUUUUCACAUUUUUUUUUAAAGUUGACUGAGAUCACACCUCAAGAAGAAGAAAAAAGCUCAGAGCUUCAUUUUAAAUAUUCUUUGGAUCUACUUUUCAGGUUGGCAAUAAAACAUUUCUGAAAGCUAUAGGGACAGCAACAACUAUUGUAUUUUUAAAGUUUUUUUUUCAUGUCCAGGCAUUUCUAGUCAAAGUUUAAAACUAAUUCUUACAAUGUUUUUACACAGCUUUUCCCACUGUUGUUGUUUUUUAAAAACUGUAAAAUACUUUCAAGGAAAUCAGGUAAUAAAUUAUU
Rhineura floridana is the source of this 916-nucleotide messenger RNA. It is a transcript of the gene IFT20, whose product is annotated as intraflagellar transport 20. Lineage: Eukaryota; Metazoa; Chordata; Lepidosauria; Squamata; Rhineuridae. Gene Ontology annotation, biological process: centrosome localization; protein localization to cilium; intraciliary transport. The coding region runs from base 128 to 526 and encodes 132 amino acids. The record is from RefSeq and is a predicted model, not a curated record. The transcript is spliced from 5 exons. Gene Ontology annotation, cellular component: Golgi apparatus; centrosome; cilium.